CAUUGCGGACAGAGAGAGAGACGAUAGAAGUGAGCUCUUCGGAAUACGAGACGAUACCAUCACCAUGGCAGACUACCAAGCGAUACUGGAUGAGGAAUUCGAGGUGUUAGAGUCCAUCUUUCCUGACGAGCUAGAGAAGCUAGGGGAUAGGAAAGUACAAAUAUUAGUGGAACCGGAAGAAGCCUCGGGAUCACAAUUAUCUCUUCACCUCAUCGUUUCGUAUCCUUCAACUUAUCCGGAUGUGAUACCCGACUUAUCAUUCGAGAGUAUAGAUGAAGAAACGGGUGAACUGUCCGAAGAGGAGGAAGAAAAGUUGCUCGAAUCAUUACGCCAAGUGGCGGAGGAGAGCAUAGGCAUGGCUAUGACAUUUACCAUCGCGUCCGCUGCUCGGGAGGCUCUGGCGGAGGUACUGAAAGAUCGUCAAAGGAGGGAAAAGGAAGAGGAUGACAGGAGAGCCGCAGAGUAUGAGGAGAUGGAAGCACGUAAGACACGAGGUACACCCGUCACGACAGCAUCCUUCGAGGCAUGGCGGAGAAAGUUUCUUGAAGAGCUGAGGCAGAAGAGAGACAAAGAGGAAUCGGAUCGUUUAAAGGCUCUCCCACCGAAAGAGAGAGAAGACUUCAAGAGACGGAAGGAAAGGCCGAGUGGGAAGCAGCUCUUCCAAUCGUCUCAAGCUCUUGCGACUUCCGACGAAGCACUUUACGAGGAAGGUGCUCAGGAAGUGGACAUGUCAAAGUAUACACGUGAGGAGAGAGAAAAGGAAAGGCGGUUGGAAGAGGAAGAGGCAGAGCGAGCCAGAAGAGGUCUGGUCGACGGGGAUGACGAUAGUGAUUGAUGAAGCGGGGGAAAUGCAAAAGUGAGGCGAGGCUGUGACUAGGGCUCCAUGCAUGAUCCCGCACCUCAG
This is a messenger RNA of Kockovaella imperatae, 904 nucleotides long. Its product is annotated as ubiquitin-conjugating enzyme/RWD-like protein. The record is from RefSeq and is a predicted model, not a curated record. Gene Ontology annotation, molecular function: protein binding. Lineage: Eukaryota; Fungi; Basidiomycota; Tremellomycetes; Tremellales; Cuniculitremaceae. The transcript is spliced from 8 exons. Gene Ontology annotation, biological process: cytoplasmic translation. The coding region runs from base 65 to 835 and encodes 256 amino acids.